CAGGACUGACUCUCCUCGCCCAAACACACAAGAUGGCUUUGCCCGGCCGCAGGUCCAAGAACCCCAAGACACUGGCUUUCCUUCUAGUGGGUAUGACUUUCGUGGUGCUGCACCAGUGGUUUCUCCAGGAGCCCACGCAGAAGUACACUGAAGUCCCCACCGCUGCUCCCUGGUCUUCCGAGGCUGCGGUGCAGCUGUCGCCACACCUCCAGGCGCCCCCUUGCGUGGCCAACGCCUCUGUGAACCUCACGGAAGGCUUCCAGGAGCUGCCUGCCCGGAUCCAAGACUUCCUACGCUACCGCCACUGCCGCCGCUUCCCGCAGCUGUGGGACACGCCCCACAAGUGCGCGGGCCAUCGCGGCGUCUUCCUGCUGCUGGCCGUGAAGUCUUCGCCCGCGCAUUACGAGCGGCGGGAACUGAUCCGGCGCACGUGGGGCCAGGAGCGCAGCUACGGCGGGCGGCAGGUGCGUCGCCUCUUCCUGCUGGGGACCUCCCCUCCCGACGAGGCGGCGCGCGAGCCUCAGCUGGCCAGCCUGCUGGACCUGGAGGCGAGCGAGCAUGGCGACGUGCUGCAGUGGGACUUCGCGGACACCUUCCUCAACCUCUCGCUCAAGCACGUGCACCUGCUGGAGUGGACAGCCGAGCGCUGCCCGGGUGCGAGCUUCCUGCUCAGCUGCGACGACGACGUCUUCGUGCACACGGCCAACGUGGUGCAUUUCCUGGAGGUGCAGUCGCCCGAGAGCCACCUCUUUACCGGGCAGCUCAUGGACGGUUCUGUGCCCAUCCGCGAAAGCUGGAGCAAGUACUUCGUGCCCCCGCAGCUCUUCCCGGGCAAGGCCUACCCAGUAUACUGCAGCGGCGGCGGCUUCCUCCUGUCCAGCCGCACAGCCCGCGACCUGCUCAGCGCGGCGCGCCAGGUCCCGCUUUUUCCCAUCGACGACGCUUACAUGGGCAUGUGUCUGAAGCAGGCCGGCCUGGCGCCCAGCCCCCAUGAGGGCAUCCGGCCCUUCGGCGUGCGGAUGCCGGGCUCGGAGCGCUCAUCCUUCGACCCCUGCGUGUACCGCGAGCUGUUGCUGGUGCACCGCUUUGCGCCCUAUGAGAUGUUACUCAUGUGGAAGGCGCUGCACAACCCGCAGUUGCACUGCAGCCGCAGGCACCAGGCAGGGCCUCCUGAGAACAGAAAGCUGGGGAGCUGAGAGUGCGUCUUCCGAUCUGAACCCCGAUGCACACUGAUAUCACCCUGAGGGUAGAUCUGGAAAUCACUAUAUCCUAGCCUGUGUUCCUGGCCUCCACGUCAGGGAUUCUGACCCUAUUGGUCUUCAGACGCGUAGGUGUGUUUUUCUUAUUUUAAACUGGGCUGGGAAUACCUGUUUAUCCUCACAUACCAGCCUUCCCGGGAACCUGUAACCAUUCAUUGUGGGUAGCAAGAGAGGCAUGACUGCCAAGAUCAAUGUUAGCUGAGGGGAGCUCCCAGAAGGCAGUUUACACUCGGAACGAAGCCGUGUCUGGCAGCCUUGCUUCCGCGACGCUCCAGGAAUCUUGGAGGAGUCAGCGUCGCAGCCUCCCUUCUGCAGCCCUGACUGUGAACUAGUAGCGUCCGAUUUGCUUCUCCAACGCUUUUGGAAAUGCUAUCUGUCCCAAUGGCGUGGAGCGUUAUCUGUGAGAACCCUGUCUUGGUUUUCUGUUGCUGCUCUAACAAAUUCUCACCAAGGCUCGAAGCCUAGGAACAAGCCCACUUAUCCUGUAGUUCUCCGACAACACAGGCCCUUCUCAUUAGGUUAAAGUCAAGGUGUUGGUAAAACCUCCUUCCUUCCUGGGUAUCCACACACCCCACUAUAUUCCCUCGCUUCUAGAAGAGGCCCUCCCUCCUUCAUCUUCAAAACCAACCAUGUUACAUUUCUCUACAGCCAAACUUCUCUCUGACUAGUCUUUAUCUGCUCUCCUUCCCUGGAGCUAAAACCCGGGUUCACCGGGCUAACCCAGGCUUAGCUUGUGUCUAUUUGCUUAAGACAAACUCCCAUGUAGCCCAGGCUGCCCCGAAACUUGCCAUGAGGUAGGUCAAGCAUGAGCUUUAAUUCAGGGUGGAUUACAGGUUUGUCUCCACACCCAGGUAAUAUCUUCAUGUUUUAAAGCCAGCUCACCAGCAAUUCCAUAGUUCAUCUUGUUCACACAUAACCUAUUUUAGUCACAGAUUCCAGGGAUUAGGGUGUGGACAUCCUUGGAGGCUCUGUCUACCACGAUGCUAUUUAAUAAUAAACGAAGGAAAUGAACACGGGACAGAUGUGCUUCUUCUCAACAAACGGUCCCAAUGCCCACUCUCACGGUGGACAACGGGGCAUCGCCAAUCCCAAAGUUCCUGCUCUGGAGCCGUGUUCUCAGUUCCCGGGAAGAAAGUUGUCUCCAUUUUUUGGGUGAGGAUAUUAAGAUUCUGGCAUUAUAGGACUAGAGAAAUAGCUCAGCUGUUAAGAGCACUGAGUUCGCUGGGCGGUGGUGGCUCACACCUUUAAUUCCAGCACUUGGGAGGCAGAGGCAGAGGC
Microtus oregoni (creeping vole) is the source of this 2537-nucleotide messenger RNA. RefSeq names its product acetylgalactosaminyl-O-glycosyl-glycoprotein beta-1,3-N-acetylglucosaminyltransferase-like. Gene Ontology annotation, cellular component: membrane. Gene Ontology annotation, molecular function: hexosyltransferase activity. The record is from RefSeq and is a predicted model, not a curated record. NCBI's taxonomy places the organism in Eukaryota, Metazoa, Chordata, Mammalia, Rodentia, Cricetidae. The transcript is spliced from 2 exons. Bases 33 to 1196 code for a protein of 387 amino acids.